This is a messenger RNA of Alternaria rosae, 2012 nucleotides long. RefSeq lists its product as uncharacterized. The record is from RefSeq and is a predicted model, not a curated record. NCBI's taxonomy places the organism in Eukaryota, Fungi, Ascomycota, Dothideomycetes, Pleosporales, Pleosporaceae. The coding region runs from base 435 to 1718 and encodes 427 amino acids. The transcript is spliced from 2 exons.
CGUCAUUCGUCCCAGCCCUCACGCUUUCCCUGCCAUAUCUUGAGUCGAGAGAUCACAGAACGCAGACAUCCGUAGACACUACACAAUUAUGAGUGCACAUUGAAAAUACAGAAUUGUGCUAUCGUGGCAAUGAAUCUACUUCAUCCGCUCUCCCGCAACAUGCUACACUCAGCUGUGUGGAAUGGGCAUCGUUGAGUAUGCAGCUGCUAUACCUGUGCAUUUGUGCCUGCCGCCACUUUAUCGACUUGUUUGGAUCAGAGCUUCUCCUUCUGUCAUAUAGACAAGAUGUGUCGAUUGGAAAGGAUGUGGCCACACUCAUCCACUUACCUGGGCCAGCAUACCAUCUCUCCCGCGUCCCAUCUCACCAGUCUGGUUGCUUUUCAUAGCUCUUCCUUAGCAUCUUUUGUCUAUCAUUAAUUCCAUCCGCACUUGUAAUGGCGGAAUCAGCUGCGGCUUCGGAUGUGCCUCCCGUGGAGCGACCGGAGAAGCAUACCAAGCCCAAACGUCCUCACAAGCCUGCGAAGCCCGGACAUCAUGACAGGCCCGCACCACCCCCACCGCCUGUCGAACCGCCUCAUAAUCCUUACCCUGAAGACACAGAUCAAACUGCACCUGAGCCGAAUGUUGAGCCAGAACUACCGUCGGAGCCCGAGGCAGAGCCCGGGUCACCAACAAGAGAACCACCACAUCCUGAAGACGAAGUUCCUCCUCCUGCGCCAGAGCCCGAGGCAAAGUUCGGUUCACCAACAGGGGAAACUCCGGAACUUGACUUCAAAUCUCCCCCCAAUCCACCAAAGGAGGGCCCUGGUGAAUUUCAGACUGAUGGUGCUGCUGAACAAACACCUGAAGCUACCCCAGAAGAACCUGCAGCUAAGCCUGCAGCUGGAGAGCCUGAAGCUGCACCUACUCCAGAUCAACCCUCCGUAGAUCCUGCACCUGAGCCGGAUACAGAACCUGCAGUUGCCCCCGAAGAACCUGCAGCAGAGCCACCAGCUGAAGAGCCUGAAGCUGUCCCUGAAGAACCAGCAGUAGAACUAUCAGCUGAGGAGCCGAAAGCUACAGCACCCGCCGAAGCUACAUCAACAGAGCCAGAAGUUGCCCCACCAGCUGAAGAAGAAUCUCAGCCGGAAGCAGAGCCAACGUUACAAGUGCCUGCUACAGAGCCCGUUGAGACAGAACCUGUAGAGUCUCCACCACCAGCUGCCGAGCCCGAACCUACGCCCGCGCCUGUCGAAAGGGCAGCCGAACCAGAAGUGCCUGCUGAACCUCAGCCGGCAUUCACUGAGCCAGUGCCAGAUGCACCAACAGAACCUCCACUCGCACCACCUGUCGCAGAAGAACCCGAGGCAGCACCGACUGCGGAACCUGAGGUCGUACCAAUUUCCAGAGCAGUAGAGCCAGAAGCACCAGCAGAAGCUGCACCAAGACCGGAAGCCGCUCCUGCAUAUACUGCGGCAGAGACUGAAGACCUGCCGCCUCAAUCUCCAGAGGCACCGGCGCCUGAAGCGGCACCUUCUGUAGCAGAAACAGAAGCACCAGCUCCUUCUGUUGUAACUACCGCUACCAAAACCCGCAAACGUGACAAGGUCAAGCUACUUGCGGCGAUGCGCGCACCACCCGAAUCCGUCCCCAUCAUGGUGCUUCUCCGCCAGAAAAAGAAGGCUGGUGAGGACAUCAAAGCCAUUGCCGAUGCCAUGCUUGCGGCCGCAGGAUCGUGAAGUGAACUGGAAGAUUGGUAUUUGGAUCGUGGUGGUGAACUCCAAAUCUCCCUAAGAACACCCUCUACCUGGCGUUGAUUACCGGUUCCUAUGUAGAUGUUACUCUUAACUCAAUGUCAUCUUUACCCUCGUCUCUGUUUACGUGUAACGCCUCUUCUCUGCUCCAUACCCGUACAUGAUGAACAUUGAACUUUUCUCAGCACGCUCUUUUUUACCUACUGCAGCAUAUGUAAGAAGUUUACUACGUUGGUAUCUUAAUAGCCUAGACGACUACAUUAUCUUGGUUCCUCUAGA